AUGCACGGUAGUUGCAAGCUGUGGCUUUGUAGAGAUGAUGGCGGAAGACGAAAAGUAUGGCAAGCUGCCCCCAUAUUACGAGAACUUAUUUAGUCGCGAGCCUCCAAAUGAACAUAAGGUGUUUAUGGAACGCGUUUUUUACUGGGGCAUCCCAGCAGUGCUCGGUGGAUUUGCAGCUUGUAUAUCGAACUAUUUCAUGAGGAAGCCUAUGAUGAGCGGUAUUCAAAAACACAUUAGCUUCAUGGCUGUUGCUGUUGGCCUUGGAGAAACCGCUUCUCGCUACGCUGAUUUCCAGUCUCGGGAGCGAGAUGCCAUUCUUCGUCGCUACAUCAUGUUGCACCCAGAAGACUUUCCAGAGCCUGAGCGGAAGAAGUACAGAGAUGUUCUUGAGCCCUGGAUUCCAGUCCGAUGAGUUCUGCUGCUUCCAAGUCUUCUUUUCACAUGUCGCCAUAGUUGAGAGAUUGUUAAAUAGAAAUAAAACCUUGCGGUUACACUG
This is a messenger RNA of Dermacentor silvarum, 496 nucleotides long. It is a transcript of the gene ND-B14.5B, whose product is annotated as NADH dehydrogenase [ubiquinone] 1 subunit C2-like. Lineage: Eukaryota; Metazoa; Arthropoda; Arachnida; Ixodida; Ixodidae. The record is from RefSeq and is a predicted model, not a curated record. Gene Ontology annotation, cellular component: mitochondrial inner membrane. Bases 35 to 412 code for a protein of 125 amino acids. Gene Ontology annotation, biological process: mitochondrial electron transport, NADH to ubiquinone. The transcript is spliced from 3 exons.